AUGUCAACAGUUUAACGGAAUAUGGUCGAGUUGUCGCCCUCUCUUGUUUCUUUUCAUCGAGUUGUCUCCCUCUCGGUGUCUCUCCAGCUCAUGUGUUGAGUCACUAACUGUGUACACGGAAUAUACUGUCCAUUGUUGUUUAAUAUCUCUUUAGAUAUAUACCAGUAAUUCAGUAGACUGUCGGGAUGUUUCAUUGUGAGCUAAUGUCGCUUGAAUAUAAAUUAUAUGCAGUUCGUAAAUAUGAUUGACUUAUGUGUACUCUGCAGUGCUUUCUAUACAGAGAGCUUAUAGCUCAGAGCUCAGAGCUCCGUAACAGCUUACCUAGAGACAUGCGCUGAUGUCAUGUCUUCCAAGACAUCUGUCUCCAGGGAGAUGUACAGACAUCUUUGUGCUACAGUGUCUCAUUUUUACACACGCAGACGCUAGCAUCAUUAGAGAGAAAUUGCGUUGAUCUCGCCCAAUGGAGCCUAUAUGAAUUUUAUAUAACGAAGUCUAUAUGAACGACAGUUUUGGACUCUCUGGUAUCCUGUGGGAUCUAGUGUUUGAACAAAGAAUACGAAUUCUUGUAAUUUUAUGUUGGUUAGUGAUCUUACUUUCCGUUUGACCCUCAUCAACUCAGUGCUAUGUUUUUACGAGUCCGUCGGCUUACAGCGAAACAAAUAUGCCCUGUCUGCCCUAGGGCAUCUAUCAACGAGCAUCCCUAUUCAGCAGAAUAUAUUCUAUUCAUAGGAUAGCAACGAAUCACUAACGUGUUCUUUCAAGUGCAUUCCAAGUGCACGGUCAGUUCUUAGCACAGAAAUCGAUGACCUUAUCAAGAUGGAAAUUUGUUCAUAAAGUUGGGUGAUCACAAUUUCAGUAUUAUUAAAUUUUGAGCGCUGUUGGAUUUAAGCUCCGUCAUGUCGAAUCCAAACGGGGGUGUUCAGACUCCGCCAGUCGCGGCUCCGAGGUUACAAAAACCCGUGAAGCGAAAAGAAAGAACAACUGCCAAGCACAAACCUCUGCAGCAGCAGGAGCAGGAGAAGCUUCGUCACAAGGAGCUCGAGCAGCAGAACAAACUGCACCAGGAGGACGAGACUGCCAGGAUACCGUCGGCCAAGAAGCCCAAGAAAGGCUGCAGCAGUUGCUGCUUCUCUUCCUGCUGCUGCCCCGACGGCGGUGGCGCCUCCAAAGACUGCGACAGCAUCAUCGACGCCGACGACGACGCCACGCACAUCGCCUCGCUCAGCAACCACUCGUCACGUGACAAGUCUUCCGGCUGCUGCGGCUGCUGUUGUUGGAAAAACAAAAAACGAGCAACGAAAGGAGAGUUUCAGAAGACGAGCAGCUCCUCGGGGCCGAGGAAGUCCCGUUGCAAGCACUGCUGCAGGAAGCUAGCCGCCUUCAUAUUUUCCCACAUUGGACUGUGUUCUCUCGUGGUGGGAUACUCUAUCAUGGGAGGCUUUUUGUUUCAGUACCUGGAGGCUACAGAUGAGAUGAAAGAGAGGAUUAAUGUAUUGAACACAAGAUCGUACAGUGUUAUGAAGCUUUGGAAUAUGACCAAUGAUCUGAAUAUAUUAUACAAGGAAAACUGGACUGCCAUGGCUGAAGUGAUUCUCCUGGAGUUCCAGAACAACGUAUAUAGGUCAGUCAAAGAGAGAGGCUGGGACGGAAGGGACGAAACUGACGAGGAUAUGCAGUGGUCAUUUUCAGGGUCACUGCUCUACAGUGUGACCGUCAUCACCACAAUAGGUUAUGGUCACAUCGCACCAAAAACAAACAAUGGGCGCCUUGUCACUAUGUUCUACGCCUUGAUAGGAAUCCCUCUGACCCUGCUGUGUAUAUCAAAUAUAGGAAGCUUCUUCGCCAACUGCUUCCGUCUUCUGUACAAAUAUAUAUGCUCCUGUCUGGACUGUUUGUUCUGCCCAAAGCGACAGAAAGUGACCAAGAAAAGCGGCUCCACCAGCACGAUGACCACGACGUCCAGCCUCAAGUCUGUGGCCUCGAAGAAGUCCAAGUCUGUAAAAGAGCUCAAUCUCGAGCACGACGAGUCGAGGCAGGCUUUGAGGCGAGACAUCAGCGUCGUGGAGGGAGGUCUUCGAGACACACCUCAGUCCAGCAAAGACUCUUUAAGACCGCACGGCCACGAGGAAGCGGUGACAAUCACGAAACCAGCAGACGAUCAAAGUUCCCGGAAGUUGUCGUUGACCGAGGAAGUCCGGGUACCCAUGUGCGUGAGCCUCAUCAUCGUGGGACUUUACAUCUUCGGAGGCGCCGUUUUAUUCUCGUUGUGGGAGAAAGAUUGGAGCUACCUGAUUGGCUCUUACUUCUGUUUCAUAACCCUCAGCACCAUCGGGUUUGGAGAUUACGUGUUUGGCGUGGGCAGCGACCUGGAUAACAGCGAAAAGAUGAUCACCUGCGCCAUUUACCUUGUCCUGGGCUUGUCGAUCAUCGCCAUGUGCUUCGACCUCAUGCAGGAAGAAGUCCGUGCCAAAUGCCGAUGGCUAGGGGUCAAACUGGGCAUAGUGGACCCCUCCAAAAAACGUAGAAGAAGAUAAGUACACCUCUGCCUAGUCCUACUCUCUAUACCAUCCAACGUACUGUAAUGUAACACUCCUCAUGGUGUCCAUUGGAUACAGAGGCGGAGAAUGGGUAAAAAUUACUUCACCAAGUGAAUCAAAUAGAGACUAAGUAAAAGACUUAAGUUAAAUACUUCAAAGAUCUCUGACAUUUUUCAAAUGCUGAAAAACUGUACCAAUGGCUCGGGUAUAAGACAAUGAUUACAAAAAAAAAACUACAAGAUAAAAAAACUUGUGGUAAAGUACAAAUGAUUCUCUGUGAUGGCCCUCCUGAAGAAUACACCUUGUGGUACUGUACUAGUGGUUCUCUGAGAUGGCCCUCCUGAAGGAUACACCUUGUGGUACUGUACUAGUGAUUCUCUGUGAUGGCCCUCCUGAAGGAUACACCUUGUGGUACUGUGCUAGUGAUUCUCUGUGAUAAUCCCUCCCGAAGGAUACACCUUGUAGUACUGUACUAGUGAUUCUCUGUGAUGGCCCUCCUGAAGGAUACACUAUGUGGUACAGUGCUAGUGAUUCUCUGUGAUGGCCCUCCUGAAGGAUACACCUUGUAAUACUGUACUAGUGAUUCUCUGUGAUGGCCCUCCUGAAGGAUACACUAUGUGGUACAGUGCUAGUGAUUCUCUGUGAUGGCCCUCCUGAAGGAUACACUAUGUAGUACAGUGCAAGUGAUUCUCUGUGAUGGCCCUCCUGAAGGAUACACCUUUGUUGAAAAACGAUAUUCAAUGUGUUCAAUGUUGUUGUUGUAGAAAUAGAACUGUUAGGCUCUGAUAUAUUUUCAGGCAUGUGAUAUCUGGGUUUAACUACACCAUUCUAGAUUUUUUUUUCUUUUCGCAUAUUUUUAAAACGAAUGCAUUUUCAGUUAUGCGAUAUAUUGAUUUAGCGAAAACAUUUUUAAAGACCAUUUUAGAUUUUGUAAAUUUUAAAUGAAUACAUUUUUUAGGCAAGUGAAAUCUGUUUAAAAAAGAAAAUUGUAAAGCCAUAUCUAGAUCUUUAUAUUUGAUUGUAAAUCGUAAUGAGUCCGUGCUAUUAGUUGCAUUAUAGAACUAUUAAAUCCAGCGAAUAACGUCAGAAAUCAAGUGUCUCGCUCACUGUAUUAACUCUUUCUCUCGUAAUUAUUGACCACAUUCUGGUGGAAUCAACGCUGGUAUCGUCAGCUAGGAGAGAAAGAGUUAAAAUGCUUUACAUGGUAGGGAGAAAUAACAAAAAUGGUAUUGUUUUAGUUGACAUUGUUUAGAAGAGAUUUUAUGAGAAUUUUAAAUGGCGAACCAAAGUGUAGAAUGCGAAUAGAUAAUUACACUUUAGGACCACGCUACAAUAUUUGCUUUGAUUCUAUAUAGGCUAGCUCUCUGUCACUACGCGUGAAUGAAAUAAGUUUGAUCAAAGUCCACUGUCUGUUGUUUUUUUUAAUAAUGACCUAAUGGGUAACAAGCGGUCGUCCGUUUCAAAGCGUUCCGUUGUUAAUCAAUACGGGGUAAUUUUAAAACUUGUUGAUCCAUUCUGUCAAUAGUGCUGGCGAAUCGAUAGGGACAACUUAUAUGACAAUGCAAUGAUGAAAUUCUAAUGUGUCACAUCUGUUGUUAUGAAGUGAUGAAGUGCACUCGUCACGUGAUGUUUAUAUUUAGCGUCACGUGACAAUCGUACAUUAAAAAAUCGAAUACGUGUUGAAACGUAACGGCAACAUGAUUAAAAAAAAAGAAAAUAUAUUACUAUAAUAUAAAGCUAGUACCGGUAUUGUAAACAUUAUUAAUUAUUUAAACUGAGCCAUAUACUUGCAGUGGCGUAGCAAGGAUGGGGGAGGGGAGUUAAAAUUCGAAAGUACACCCUGGCCACCACUUGAGGGGGAUUCCUAAACAAGUGUCCAAUGUUUUUAUUUUUUAGAUUAAAGAUUAAAUAUUAAGCCCCUGCCAUGCAAUCUUGCUAUUUAUGUUGUAUAAGUUGGUGACACUCUUGCAUGAAUUCCAUACAGAUUAUUAAUUCUUUCCGUGCGGGGUUACUCUCAGGGAGUAACCUGAGUUAUAUAUUAUUAAGCUAUAUAUUUAUUAAGUACAUUAUCUCGUGUCAUGAUGUCGAAUGUCAAAAUGCAGGGGCCCUAAAGAAAUCAAGCCCACCGGGCCCCCAAAUCCCUAACUACGCCACUGUGUACUCGGUUAGUGAUUCUGUGUCAUACAGUGCAGUUGCCAUGGCUACUUGAUUGUAUAUGGAAAAAAAAUAAUAGGCCUAACUGUAUGGAGAAAUCCUACUAAAUAUCUAGGCUGAAUUCGUUUAUUAUUUAUAGAAAAAAAAUUACACAAGGAAAUCUUUAUAGAUACAAUUCAGCGGCGUCGCUAAUGAGUGCGAGAAGUGCGGACCUCACCGGGUAUUAUCAUUCAGGGGUGUCUUUUUAAUCCUGAAUAAAACAAAAAUAUACACGGGUUCGAACUUGUGCCUCUCAGUUUGUCAAUGAGAGUUUUCAUAUUUCCAUAAGUAACAUCUGCAAUUUUAAGUCUGUAUUAUUAGACCUACAAUACCCAUGUGAACUAUUCACUACAGCACCAUGGUAAACCUUCCACUACAGAAUCGAAUUCAAUCCACUUGGUAAGGGUUAUGGAGUAUCAGCAUAUUUGGUUGAGGAAGAGGGUUGCGAAAGACAGUAACUAGUUUAAAUGUAGAUCUAGAUAUGUUUGUGAAUCUGCUUCUGUGCGAUAACUGUAUAAUUCUAAAACAAAUUGUUGAUAAUUGGUAAAUCCUCAAAGAAGUUCUUGCACUCUGGUCACCUGUACGUGGCCCGUGACUCAGAUUUCAAUCCCCAAAAUGAGUUUAACUCUAUUGUUAAUGUGAAGUCUCUAAAGUCUGGUAGAGGUUUAGCUCUGCAUGCUUUGUUCUCCACUUGCUUCAGUUUUAUUUAUGUAAAAAAAAAACAUGGGUAUUUUAUGUUUCAUUUAUCUAAGCCCAAGGUUUGCGCCCCUAAGAAUCUGAGGCUGUUGUAUAGCUUCUCUAGUAAUUAUGAAUGUUGAAAUCACGGGUUUUAAGUCCAACUUUAUGACAUCAAGUACGUACACUGCGUGUGGCCGCUUUCAGUGAUGGUAACUUUUACGCCUCAUUGUAUCACUGACCUGCGACCUGUUAACAUUUGGUUCCAGCCCUGAUCUCAGACUGCUUAGCACUUACCUGAGGCAUGCUGACAUUUGGUCGCAGCACUGACAUGCAAUCUGUUAGCAUUUGGUUCCAGCCCUGAUCUCAGACU
Biomphalaria glabrata is the source of this 5778-nucleotide messenger RNA. Its product is annotated as TWiK family of potassium channels protein 18-like. Gene Ontology annotation, molecular function: potassium ion leak channel activity. The transcript is spliced from 4 exons. NCBI's taxonomy places the organism in Eukaryota, Metazoa, Mollusca, Gastropoda, Planorbidae. The record is from RefSeq and is a predicted model, not a curated record. The coding region runs from base 897 to 2534 and encodes 545 amino acids. Gene Ontology annotation, biological process: potassium ion transmembrane transport; stabilization of membrane potential. Gene Ontology annotation, cellular component: membrane.